Molecule: messenger RNA, 2436 nt
Organism: Brassica napus (rape)
Lineage: Eukaryota; Viridiplantae; Streptophyta; Magnoliopsida; Brassicales; Brassicaceae
Exons: 6
Coding region: 1-2436 (811 amino acids)
Source: RefSeq, a predicted model, not a curated record
AUGUCGAAAGUCUUUCCUCGAUGGCAGUUCUUAUCCAACCAUCAAUCUGAUCCUGAUGGAAGGAUUAUUUUCUUAUGGAGACACCUAGCUUCUGUUAAAUUCGUGUCGCAAUCCCGCCAGUCUCUCACCACUGAGGUUACUCUACCUAAUCAUCCCCCUAUUACCAUUACUUCUAUCUAUGCGUCCAACCUAGCUGAGGAAAGGAUUGAUCUUUGGGCUGAGUUGAUAAAUACCCAGCAUCAACUAUCUUUGCAUCUGAAACCUUGGCUUGUAGCGGGAUAUUUUAAUCAAAUCACCCACCCAUCUGAACAUUCAUCUCCUACUGUCCAAGCGCUCUCAUCAAGCAUGAUACACUUCAGAGACACUCUCUUGCAGCUGGGUCUUUUUGAUCUUCGUUACCAGGGUAUCUUCAAUACAUGGUCUAAUAAACAGCCAGUCUCCUUCGUUACCAGGGUAAGAGCUCUGCAGGACCCAACUGCGGUCAACUUUGAAGAGGAGAAAACAUUGCACGAUAAAUGGAUGUUUCUGCAAGGAAUCGAAGAAGCAUACUUCAGACAGCGAUCUCGAAUUAACUGGCUAAAGGAAGGUGACUUCAAAACCUCCUACUUCCACCGUGUGGCCGUAGUUUGCGCUGCCAUUAACACCAUCAGAUCAUUCCUUCUCUCGAAUGGCUCUCUUAUAACUGAUCCGGAAGAAAUGUCGCUCAUCCCAUAUCGAUGCUCACCUGAAGCCUGCUUGUCCUUGUCAUCUAUCCCAGAUGCUCCUACUAUUACAAAAACGAUCCUGAAACUCAAUCCAAACAAGUCGUCAGGUCCAGAUGGGUUGACCUCAGGCUUCUUUAAGGGUUUCAUGUCAUCUGCAGUGAACUCAACAAUCCUCACUAUGGUACCUAAACAUCCAGGAGCUUCGGCAGUUGGAGACUACAUGCCAAUCUCAUGCUGUUCAACUCUAUACAAAGCUGUCUCUAAAAUAUUAGUUUCCAAGCUAAAGCCGCUGCUGCCUGAUCUUAUUCUCCCUAAUCAGACGGCAUUUGUGAAAGGACGGCUUCUGGUGGAGAACACAGUCCCUGCAACAGAGCUGGUAAAUGGAUAUCACAAAUCAGUGGGGCCGAAGAAAGUAGUUAUCAAGGUUGAUAUCGUGAAAGCCUUUGACACUAUCAGCUGGACCUUUGUGUUAAACUGCUUAUCAGGAAUAGGAGUGCCCCCAUCAUAUAUCAGACUGGUUGAAGCGUCCAUCACUACAACCUCAUUUACCGUGGGCUACAAUGGACAAGUUCAUGGCUAUUUCAAAGGGAAGAGAGGCCUCCGUCAAGGAGACCCUCUCAGUCCGUACCUUUUUGUAAUAGCUAUGAACUGCCUCUCUAUGUUUCUGGACAAGGGAGCUGAAGAAGGAAGGUUCAGUUAUCAUGAUAAAUGCGCUCCUACAAAAUUAAUGCAUCUGUGCUUCUCUAGCGACUUGCUUAUCUUCACAGAUGGAGCUGAAAUCUCGGUUAAAGGAGUCCUGGAGAUCCUCGAACAGUUCAAGUCUAAAUCAGGACUAGCAGUAAGCAUCCAGAAAACAGCAUUUUACUCCUCUGGCCUUUCAUCCCAUGAGAUAAACAUGAUCAGUUCUUCUACUGGCCUAACUCAUGGUUCCCUACCUAUCUGUUACCUAGGUGUCCCACUAAACUCUAAAAAACUUUCCCUACUUAACUGUGAACCCCUUCUAAACCAAGUAAAGAGUAAGGUUAAUACCUGGAGCGCCCAGUCACUCUCGUUUGCAGGGAGACUACUUCUGGUGAACACGGUCAUUGCAGUGCUUGAUGGGUCAUUAAGCAAUUUCUGGACCAAGAAACCAAGUCAGAAACAUUCUUGGUUGGCUAAUAAGCUACUACGAAUCAGAGACAUUGCCUACCCUGUGGUGAAAGUCAAGCUUGGAAAUGGAGCGAGAACCCGCUUUUGGACAGACAAUUGGAUUCCCUUUGGUAGUCUAGAAGCUUUCCUCUCACCGGUGAUAUCUAGAAGAAUGGGUGUCCCUGCAAAUGCGAUGGUAAAGGACAUCAACGCAAAUGGCAACUGGAAUAUCAGAUCACUGAGAACGGACAAUCUGGUUAUAUUCCAGACUUAUCUCACAGGAAUCUUUCUUACUGAAGAAGAAGACACUUACGAAUGGGAGGUAGACGGGGUGGUCUGGAAAGAUUACAGCACCAGUGCUAUAUACAAACAGCUGAAGCAUCACGCUCCUCUGGUGCCUUGGUUUGAUAUUAUCUGGUAUGUCCAACUAGAGACCGAUUACUCAAUUGGGGGCUCACUACGGAUCCUGCUUGUUUACUCUGCAAUGCUGCGCCGGAAUCGCACGAUCACCUCUUCUUCUUAUGUCCCUAUAGUUGGGAAAUUUGGUCAGCAACUACAACUAGAUGUCAAGUCAACACACCAAGAGAUUAUCAGAGCACCAUAG